AUGUCAGUCAGACUUAGCCAAUUGCCAGAUGAGCUUCUUGUGUCAAUUCUAUCUCAGUUGACAUUGAGAGAAGCAGUGGCUGCGAGUUGUCUUUCAAGUCGAUGGCGCUACAUUUGGACAAACAUCACACGUAGGGGUGGCAAACGGGCAGAAUUUUGCAGAAAGGAAGCAUCGAGACAUAUCGAUCGGGUUAAUCAUGUUUUGGCUUUACACAAGUCUUGUCAUUUAGAAGAAUUCAGUGUCACUUGGCUUUUUCAAGAUAGUUUUCAAUGUGAAGUUGAUAAGUGGCUCAACUUUGCAUUAGCAACGAAAGUUGAAAGUCUGAAGAUAGAAUUAUUAUAUCUUCAUUGGCGAGAUCAUCAUGCUUGUUUAGAUUUGAAAGACCUAUCUGGAUUUCAGAAUCUCAAAGUGUUGACUUUAAGCGGGGUUGAUGUGGAUAGUCAAGUGGUCAACAUGUUCCUCUCAAGCUGUGUCCUUCUCGAACACUUGUCAAUCCGAGAGUCUACCCAAUUGCAACAUCUGGAUAUAAUUGGUCCUUCUCUCAAGUUGAAGCAUUUGGAGAUACAUUCUUGCGAUAUACUAUCUUCCCUGAAGAUUAAUCAGUGUAUCAAUCUUGUCUCUUUUAGUUACGAGGGAUCGGAAACGAAUUUCGAUCUCGAGAUUGUUACUUCAAUUCUUGAUGUUCACAUCGAUGCAUAUUUUUUUCCAUCUUUGUCUGGACUUGCUACCACCCUUGCAACGAAAUUCAUUGAACUUGUCAUGCUUUCACUUGAAGUAAAUUUUGGUCAACUGAUGGGCAUCGACAGCUAUUCUCUUCCAAAAUUCAACAAUCUCAAGCAGCUCAUGUUAAGUAUUUCAAACGUUACCGAUUGUAGUCACAUUGGAAUACCUCCUCUUCUUGAUACAUCUCCAAACCUACAAAAAUUCGAGAUUGAGUUUAUUUGGGGUUAUACGAGGAUCGGUGCAUAUCGAAUGCCUUUUGAAAAGGCAGAAUGUCCCUAUAAACAUCUCAAAGUGAUCAGAUACAACGGUUAUCUUGGGGGUUCAAGUGAUGCCGAACUGAUAACUUACCUUCUUGAAAACUGUUUAGCUCUUGAGAAAUUAAUUGUGAGUCCUUGCAAUUUCUCACCACAUUCAAGGAAGUGUUCCAAAGUAGAGAGAAGAUCAAGAAGUCGGGCUUGGCGCCAACUAGAAGGAAAAUUUUCUGAAAGAGUCGAGCUGAUCAUCCUUUAAAUCCCCCUCUCCAUGCCGUAUUGAUUUGUCCCCUGGUUCCUCCUCUUGUAUUAGGCUUCAGACGUCAAUAUUUAUUGAUUGUUCUUUCCGUGUUUGGUAAUCUACUAAAGAUAUUUAUAUUCAUCUUAAUCAUGAACUCGUUAUGAUAA
Lycium barbarum (goji berry) is the source of this 1382-nucleotide messenger RNA. RefSeq names its product putative FBD-associated F-box protein At5g38570. Lineage: Eukaryota; Viridiplantae; Streptophyta; Magnoliopsida; Solanales; Solanaceae. Gene Ontology annotation, molecular function: protein binding. Bases 1 to 1233 code for a protein of 410 amino acids. The record is from RefSeq and is a predicted model, not a curated record. The transcript has 4 exons.